Messenger RNA from Ostertagia ostertagi, 348 nucleotides. The record is from the annotation of a GenBank genome assembly. Lineage: Eukaryota; Metazoa; Nematoda; Chromadorea; Rhabditida; Trichostrongylidae.
AUGAGACAUGCAUGGCGGUUGCGCACGGUAACGAAAAGUUGGAGACGAUGGUUCUCACUCGUUCGCAAGGAGGAAGAAAGUUUCAUGAAAACACGCCCCCUGGAUAUCCGAAACAUCGGUAUCGUAGCUCAUAUCGAUGCUGGGAAAACUACCCUCACUGAACGGAUGCUCUAUUUGGCUGGAGUUAUCCGCCAUAUGGGCGACGUCGAUUCCGGGAGCACUGUCACAGAUUUUUUGGAUUUGGAGCGGGAACGAGGGAAUCACAAUACAGCUUGCUGCAAUAACAUUUCGGCUGGAAGAAGCAUAGGAUCAAUCUCAUUGACACGCCCGGUCACGUCGAUUUCACAG